Messenger RNA from Mustela erminea (ermine), 7018 nucleotides. It is a transcript of the gene FUBP1, whose product is annotated as far upstream element binding protein 1. Lineage: Eukaryota; Metazoa; Chordata; Mammalia; Carnivora; Mustelidae. Gene Ontology annotation, cellular component: nucleus; cytoplasm. The record is from RefSeq and is a predicted model, not a curated record. The transcript is spliced from 23 exons. The coding region runs from base 3393 to 5276 and encodes 627 amino acids. Gene Ontology annotation, biological process: regulation of DNA-templated transcription. Gene Ontology annotation, molecular function: mRNA binding.
ACCGCGCGGCGGGAUCCCGAACGCUCACGGUAAUUGGCCGCUGGCUGAGUAGGCCGCUACUUCUUCGCGCAUGAGGAAGAGGAAAGAAGUGCCCUUCCGGGCUCUGAAAUGUGAGGAGAUUUAUGGUUCCCCACCUUGGUAAUACAAUUCGGAGGCCGGAGCUCGGUUUUGUGUAUCUUGGCGUCUAAGCCAUUUAGAACCCAACGCGUGUUACGCAUAGAUGGCUUUAGGUCUUUCGCUUCUGCGGCAGUCGCGCUGCUUUCACUGAAGAGUUAGCGUGGCAUUUCCUUUUUUUCAGAUUGAACGUUUUCCGUGGGAUAAAGCGCGCGUAGUUUUUACACAAUAGUAUGGAAGGUUCUGGUAAUGAGUUUGGGAGAGGACUAGGGUCUGUCCUCAGGAACCGUGAUAAGGGAGGGAUAUGUCAGUACAGCAGUCUUUAUAGCUUCCAGCUCAUUCGGGCUGUCUCAAAAUUAAUCUUCCUGUAUCAUUCACUUUCAUAUCUACAAGGAAGAGAGCACUAGUAUCCCGUGUUAGAAUCCUUCCUCAGAGCAGGAUUUAUGUGUCAGUGGGUUCUACCAGCCCUUUCCUCUUAUUUCUCAAAAUGGCUUCAGGCCUAUUAUAUCCGAGUUUCAGUUUGAAUCUGCCUCUCUGUUCAGAGUCGUAAACUGACCAGACCUCUUUGUAUUACGUAGGUGCGUACAUUUGCCCUGAAGGCAGUUCUUUCCCAAACGGGGAAAAUAAAAUUACUCCAGGAAAUUUAAAGGCUUCUUAAUUGGAACUUUAUUAGAUGGUCCCUUAACAUAACUAUAACUUAAAGUGUGUGAUGUUGUAUGUAAGCAAAAUAAUUUUAUUCUAGUUACGACAUUUUUAGAUUACAGCGUUAAGCGAACGGGAAUCAGAAACUAAUUUUGUGGUGUGUUUUGUUUGCGUUAGUUAACUUUGUUAACCUUUUUCACUCUCCAGUUGCAUCAAAGCAUCAUUUGAGUCAACCUGCGUAAAGUCUGUAAUAAUGUAACAAGUGGCUCUUAUUUUUAUAAUGUGAACAUAUAAUUAAACUUACCUGUAGUUGUGUAUGAUCAGAAAUAGUCAAAAGUCACCAUUAAUACUAAUUGUGUAAUUUUUCACCUGAAUUUUCGUUCAUCUGAACGUUUUUGUAAUAGCGACUGAAACAUUUAUAUAAUGACAUAAACUGUUAGAGGAUUAUUAUUAGAUUGGUUGAAGGACUCACCUGCAUUACUUAAUUUGACCAGUGUAUUGAAUUAAUUUGUGCUACACACUGAACUUAGAUACUAGAGAUUUUUUUACUGUGUGAAUUGUAUUUCUGCCUUCUAGGAAGUGAUGAUACAAUCAAGGAACCAAAUGCAAAUGAAUAGUAGUAUCUGAUUAAUGCAUUCAGAGAGGAGUAGACAAAAAUGGGCACCGUUAAUUUAUCCACUUGUUUUGUAAACAUUUAUAGAGUUCCUGCUGUGAGUCAGGCACUGUACACAACACCAAAGAGUGGGGUGCCUAACUGCCAAAGGACUGAUAUUUUAAGCAAGGCAUUAAAGAAUGAGUGAAAGUUUGAUCAGUGGAAAAAAGAAGCAGCAUGUGCAAAGGUAUGAGGGUUUUGGAAUGACAGGAACCCAGGAAUGAAGUCACUGGAGGAUAAUGUUGGUUGGGGAAGAGGGUGGAAAUUGAGGUGAGUACAGAUGAAUACAACUUCUGAAAGGCCUCAGGUUGCCAUGCUUUAAUUAAAAAUUGGACUUAAUUAUUUGGCUAAGCUGUAAUUUCCUGAUUAUGUUAGAUGGCUUUUUUAAAUAUAGAAAUUGCCUUCAAACUGUGGAUUUCCUGUACUCUUUUUAUGCCAAUAGGUCAGCUGCCUCAAUGCUCUUGUUGUAAUGAUAUGAUUCUUUAUAGAUGUCUUGCUGUAAUAAUUUGAUUGUUUCUUUACAGAAUUGAUCUUAAGCCUGAGAUUCCUAAAUUUAGCUUUUGAUUUGAAUUUCCCCUUCUGAUUACUUUUGAAGAUGCCUCUAUAAUGUCAGUUAUAGCUGCUUGUCUGAUAUAUAAAUGGAAUACAGGGAGGAGUACUUGGACUGAAGAAACAAGUUAGGUUAAUAUCUGAACUACUUUUUCCUGUGUUAAAAGUAUGCUGGAUUAUAUUUCCAAAAUCUUCAUCUAACCUUAAGUUUCUUUUCUUUGUCCAGCGUAUUAUGCUGUGUUCUUGGAAGGAAGAGGUGUAAGAACAGCUUCUUGCCCUCAGAGCUGUGUACUAACGGGGAUGCUCUUGGCUUUUUUUAACUGGACGGUUCUUUGUUAAUGCAGGACAAGUGGUUACUGCCUAGCUCAUUUUGCCAUCUGGUAAUUUAGACCAAAUUGCUCAAUCAUUUUUCCAGAGAAUUCCAAUGGCUUAUUUUUUAAUGUGUAAUUUCCAGAUUUUUAAAUACUCUCUGAGCUAAUUCAGCACAGGGGCACCAGAUUGCUUCUCUAGUUUAGGGUUUCCAGCGGGUACACUGGAGAGAUUUCUAUUUGUGUAUUUCAAGCUGUAACUCGAAAGGGUGGGUUGGGAUUCUUUGGUUAGGAGUUUGGUGAUCACACUAAGGCAGGUUUGUCUCUGAAAUGUUGAAAGAUCAAAAUGUAUCUCUCUACCUUUUUUCUCCUUGACAUUGAGAAGAUAGAAGUGAAUCAGAGUGGGACUCCAUCGUUGGUAGAACACGCAUUAAAGCAAGAGUAUAAGCCUUGAUUCUUUAGCUUCUAAACAACUAUUAGUCUUUAAGUACUCCGUUAUUCUUGGAAUCUCUUCCUUGAUUGUAAAAGUGAUGCAAGCUGCAAUUGUUGUUUGAAUGCAAUGAAAAUUUUAUAAAAUAGAAUUGUUGUUUUUCAGUUAACGUUAAUUUCUGUUGAAAACUAGCACUUGAGUAGGCUUGGGGGGGGGAGGUUUGUUUCUACAUUUGGUAACAGGAUAGCAAAGUUUGAUUAUGAUAAAUUUCUGUGUUGUAGGAGGGGACAGUGUUAAAAAUGGUUGUCAGUAUUCUUACUGAGUAGUUCUUUUCUAAUGUCUUUGUACUGUUUCUGAAUGUUUAAGAUGGUGUUACUACUUCUCUUGAGUGAACUAAGUAUCAACCUUUCAUUUUCCUUUGGAUAGUUUUAGAACUGUUCAGUGAAUAAUGAAUAAUAGGGAGGUAUAAAUAAGUAUCCUUUCUCUGUGCAGAAUUUCCUUGGCGUUCAAGGAGUGGUGUUCUGCAAACUCAUGCAGCAUUUACAAAAGCUAACUGCAGAAGAUUGCAGCAAAAAUUGGAGGUGAUGCUGGUACAUCACUGAAUUCAAAUGACUAUGGUUAUGGGGGACAAAAAAGACCUUUGGAAGAUGGAGAUGGCUCUUGGACAAGUCCGAGCAGUACAACACACUGGGAGGGAAUGCCCUCUCCUUUUAAAGAUCAACCAGAUGCUAAGAAAGUUGCUCCUCAGAAUGACUCUUUUGGAACACAGUUACCACCGAUGCAUCAGCAGCAAAGCAGGUCUGUAAUGACAGAAGAAUACAAAGUUCCAGAUGGAAUGGUUGGAUUUAUAAUUGGCAGAGGUGGUGAACAGAUUUCACGCAUACAACAAGAAUCUGGAUGCAAAAUACAGAUAGCUCCUGACAGUGGUGGCCUUCCAGAAAGGUCUUGUAUGCUAACUGGAACACCUGAAUCUGUCCAAUCAGCAAAACGAUUAUUGGACCAGAUUGUUGAAAAAGGAAGACCAGCCCCUGGCUUCCACCAUGGUGAUGGACCAGGAAAUGCAGUUCAAGAAAUCAUGAUUCCAGCUAGCAAGGCAGGAUUAGUUAUUGGAAAGGGGGGAGAAACUAUUAAACAACUUCAGGAGCGGGCUGGAGUUAAAAUGGUUAUGAUUCAAGAUGGACCUCAGAACACUGGUGCUGACAAACCUCUUAGGAUUACAGGAGACCCAUACAAAGUACAGCAAGCCAAGGAAAUGGUGUUAGAGUUAAUCCGUGAUCAAGGUGGUUUCAGAGAAGUUCGAAAUGAGUAUGGGUCAAGAAUAGGAGGAAAUGAAGGGAUAGAUGUCCCCAUUCCAAGAUUUGCUGUUGGUAUUGUAAUAGGAAGAAAUGGAGAGAUGAUUAAAAAAAUACAAAAUGAUGCUGGUGUUCGAAUUCAGUUUAAGCCAGAUGAUGGAACAACACCUGAUAGAAUAGCACAAAUAACAGGACCUCCAGACCGAUGUCAGCAUGCUGCAGAAAUUAUUACAGACCUUCUUCGAAGUGUUCAGGCUGGUAAUCCUGGUGGACCUGGACCUGGUGGUCGAGGAAGAGGUAGAGGUCAAGGCAACUGGAACAUGGGACCACCUGGUGGACUACAGGAAUUUAAUUUCAUUGUACCAACUGGGAAAACUGGAUUAAUAAUAGGAAAAGGAGGUGAAACCAUAAAAAGCAUAAGCCAACAGUCUGGUGCAAGAAUAGAACUUCAGAGAAAUCCUCCACCUAAUGCAGAUCCUAAUAUGAAAUUAUUUACAAUUCGUGGCACUCCACAGCAAAUAGACUAUGCGCGGCAACUUAUAGAAGAAAAGAUUGGUGGUCCAGUAAAUCCUUUAGGGCCACCUGUACCCCAUGGGCCCCAUGGUGUCCCAGGCCCCCAUGGACCUCCUGGGCCUCCAGGGCCUGGAACUCCAAUGGGACCAUACAACCCUGCACCUUAUAAUCCAGGACCACCCGGUCCUGCUCCACAUGGUCCUCCAGCUCCUUAUGCUCCCCAGGGGUGGGGAAAUGCAUAUCCACACUGGCAGCAACAGGCCCCUCCUGAUCCAGCUAAGGCAGGAACAGAUCCAAAUUCAGCAGCUUGGGCUGCCUAUUAUGCUCACUAUUAUCAACAGCAAGCACAGCCACCACCUGCAGCUCCUGCUGGUGCACCAACUACAACCCAAACCAAUGGACAAGGUAACUAUGGAGAUCAGCAGAAUCCAGCUCCAGCUGGACAGGUUGAUUAUACCAAGGCUUGGGAAGAGUAUUACAAGAAAAUGGGUCAACAAGGGCAGACACAAGAUUAUUCAAAAGCUUGGGAGGAAUAUUACAAGAAGCAAGGUCAAGCGGUUCCUGCUCCUACUGGUGCUCCACCAGGUGGUCAGCCAGAUUAUAGUGCAGCCUGGGCUGAGUACUAUAGACAACAAGCAGCCUACUAUGCCCAGACAAGUCCCCAGGGAAUGCCACAGCAUCCUCCAGCACCUCAGUGCCUUCCCAGACCUUCCACCUUAGGUUCUGCUGCAAAAAGCAACAGGCAAUUCAGUUUUCAUAAUUUUUAUAUACACUGAAAAAAGGAAAAAUUUAUGAGGAAUACUGGCAGUAUGUUUUUGUUAAGGCAUGUGCAUCAGUGAAAUGUUAACUGUAUAGCAAAUAACCUUUCAUAAUCUGUAUAGCAACCAGUAUUUUUCUGAUUUAUAAUAUUUUAAUAACUGACGCUGCAUUUAUUUUAAUUUUUGCCAGUUUAAAAUGUUUGUGUUCUUAUAAAUGAUUUUAACUGGUACAUAUUUUGAGUUAAGAUGAAUGUAUUUAAAGCAGCAUCAUAUCAGUUUUGUUUAUUCAAUUUCUAAAAUGUGCUGAUCCUUUUAAAAACUCCUGCUUAUCUCUGCAACAAAGAAAAAUAUUCAAAAAUACUGCCUUCAUUUUCACACACAGUGCUGAAGAUGCUGCAAGCACCAAAUCAUAGCUCAUAAAAUCAGGUCCUGAGAUAGUUACCCAUAAAGAGGAAUCCUUUGAGUGUAUGCCAUUGGUGAGCCGAUGAGCAUGGACCAUAGAAGGGCUCAAUGUAGAAGGUAAAAUUGGCAAAUCAUAAUUGAAAAAUAUGAAAUGUAUUCCCAUACAUAAUAUGGUAUAGGGUGUAAUGUACCUGCUUUUGAUCACUUUUCAUUUUAAAGUGCUAUUCGCUUGAUCUUAAAUGUUCCAUGAACUGUUAAAUUUUGUAAGUUAUGUAGUUACUGCACCACAUUUAUGUGUGUGUAUGUAUUGUUUUAAUAGAUGAUAGGUAUGUUAAGAAUGGUAAUAUAAAGGAGCUCUUUGAAACUAAAGAGCCUGUCAAGUUUUGGUUAGUCGUAGUUUGCAUUUUUAUAAAAUAUAGAUGAAUGCUAAUAGAUUUGGGGGCAUUGUUUCUAUCUCGAGAGUUUUUUUACUCAUUACCAUAAGCCUUCACUGAUACUGCAUUUUUAAAAAAUGGCGCUAAUCUUAACUAUGAAAUAAAUGGAAAGCAGAAAAGGUGAGCCAGUUGACUUGAAUGCAAUGGAUGUUAGGAGUGGUAGAAACAAUGUUUAGAUUGAAAUUGAACUGAUUUAUUUUACUUAGCACUUAAAAACUUGACAAUGUGUUUCGUUUUUAAAAGAUAUUUUAGUGUGGUGAAACGUAGAAUUCUUAUGGUUUCAUGUUUCUUUUAGAAAUGAAAAGUAUACUUUUAAUUAAUGAAAAUGGUUUUAAUACUAAAACUAGAGAUUUAAUACUAGUUGUUUAUAAACAUUAUAAAAUAUUUCCUUAGUCAAGCACCUUGGAGUUAAUUCAUAAGGGUGGGUUUGGGUAGGAGUAGCAGAGUACAUUAAGAGGGAAAUAGGAAUAUAUGCAGAAGUGAUAACAUUUGUUUGAAUACUCUGCCAGGAGAACCAGCUCUACCUGCAGACAUCUGUUGUCUAGAAUAAGGAUGUAGAAAUGAUCAAUGAGGAUGUCUUUUUAUUUUCUGAAAAUUCUGCCUCAUUUUAAAAUGUAUUUUAACAAUACCAUAAAGAUAAUUUUGACUCUGAAAAUAACCUUAUUUUUUGUUUAGUCACUUGAGUUUUCUUGCCACAGUAUAAAUUUCUGAGGGAUUUUUUAAACUGGUGCUUUUAAGAAGCAAAUCCCAAGGUUUUAUUUUCUUCAAUGAUAGCCCUAUAGAAACUCUUAAAUGUAUUUGCGCAUAUAUAUAUAUUUUUUCUUAUGCAUGCUCGAUGCAUUUUCGUCCUGAGAAAAGUGUUCUCUACAGAAACUACCCGUGUGUAAAAAGAAGAUUGGCUUAAAAUGGCUACUGUGAUGGGAA